CCUCCUCCUCACAUUUAACCGAGCACCUGCAGCGCACCAACUUGUCGUCACUUCUCAGAUGGCAUCAUUCCCACAGUUGUCCCUAUUGCUCCUCUUCUCCUCCUUCGCCCUGUUCUUCCGAGGAACCUCCGGCGACGACUCCGGUUGGCAGAGCGGGCACGCCACCUUCUACGGCGGCGGCGACGCGUCCGGUACCAUGGGGGGGGCCUGUGGGUACGGCGACCUCUACAGCCAAGGGUACGGGACGAACACCGCCGCCCUCAGCACGGCGCUGUUCGGUGACGGGGCCAGCUGCGGCGCCUGCUACGAGCUGCGGUGCGCCGACGACCCGCGGUGGUGCCUCCCGGGCUCGAUCGUGGUCACCGCCACCAACUUCUGCCCGCCCAACUACGCGCUCCCCAACGACAACGGCGGGUGGUGCAACCCCCCGCUGCAGCACUUCGACAUGGCCGAGCCCGCCUUCCUCCAGAUCGCCCAGUACCGCGCCGGCAUCGUGCCAGUGGCCUUCAGAAGAGUGGCGUGCAUGAAGAAGGGCGGGAUCAGGUUCACGAUCAACGGCCACUCCUACUUCAACCUGGUGCUGGUGACCAACGUGGCAGGCGCCGGCGACGUGCGCGCGGUAUCCAUCAAGGGUUCCGCCACCGGGUGGCAAGCGAUGUCGCGCAACUGGGGGCAGAACUGGCAGAGCAAUGCCUACCUCAACGGUCAGUCUCUCUCCUUCCAGGUGACCACCAGCGACGGCCGCACCGUCACUAGCUACGACGUCGCCCCAGCCGGCUGGCAGUUUGGCCAGACUUUCGAGGGCAGCCAAUUCUAGUUUUACCUCCUCAACCCAACCAUAUAUAUAUAUAUAUAUAUAUAUAUAU
Molecule: messenger RNA, 866 nt
Organism: Musa acuminata AAA Group (dessert banana)
Lineage: Eukaryota; Viridiplantae; Streptophyta; Magnoliopsida; Zingiberales; Musaceae
Product: expansin-A2-like
Exons: 3
Coding region: 59-817 (252 amino acids)
Biological process (GO): plant-type cell wall organization
Cellular component (GO): extracellular region
Source: RefSeq, a predicted model, not a curated record